AUGGUUGAAAAUUGUGCAGGAAGCACUCCUGGCCCCUUACCUACAGCAUGUACAGUCCUCGUGGUGGGAGGAGGUCCUGUAGGCCUGAUUCAGGCUCUGCUGCUGGUACGCCUGGGCAUUAACACUGUCGUAGUCGAAAAGUACCCAAAUCGCCUCACAGUCCCCAAGGCUCAUGUUAUCAAUCCAAGAACUCUAGAGAUAAUGCGCCAAUUUGGAAUCGGUGUCGCCCGUUUACGGAAGUCUGCUGCAGACAGCAACGACGCUGGUUACGUUUGGUUUCUCAAUACCCUGGUGGGAUCAUUGAUUGGUUGCAUACCCUAUGAACGUCAGGAUCCUGCAGCAUACGAAAUUACCCCAGAGCCAAUUUUGAACGUCCCUCAGCCCGAGUUCGAGCUAUUCCUCCGUGAAGAGUGUAAGCGGCACAGCGUGCAGCUUUUCGACGGAUUUGAAUGGGUCAUGAAAGACAAGUCAGCAUCCUGGGUGAAAGACCGGCGAACGCAGCAGAUUCAGCCCAUCGAGCACAAGUAUCUUAUUGCUUGUGACGGGGCGAGAAGUGCUGUCCGAGAGUCUAUUGCUAUCUCCUUCGAUGAAAAACAACCGCCAGUGGAAAUGAUGACCUUUCACUUUGAUGCAGAUAUAACAGGUCUAGUCAAACAUCGAAAAGGUGUUCUUUAUUUCUUCAUCAAUCCGGCCGUGCGCGACUACGCGGUCAUUGUUUCUCAUCGGCUCACAAACAACCAUGUCCUUGUGGCAAAGUGUGGACCAGGGAUUCCUUUUCAGAGGGAAUAUUUCACCUCAGAAAUCUCAAAGAGCAUUAUCAACCGCCUGCUUGGGACUGACCGGAUAGAGUAUAAUGUAUUGGACGUCAAGCCGUGGCAUAUGUGCGUCAAUGUUGCUCGCUCUUUUCACCAGAACAACGUCUUCUUGGUUGGCGAUGCAGCUCACGCGUUUCCUCCCACCGGAGGUAUGGGCCUCAAUACGGGAAUUGGGGAUGCCCACAAUUUGGCAUGGAAGCUGGCAAUUGUCGAGAGAGGAUUGGCAAGCCCGUCAUUCCUAGAUACCUAUCAGAGCGAACGCCAACCGGUGGCGCACAUAAAUGCUGAUCAAAGCGCCCUCAAUCGAGCAAAGGUACAGCUUCUGCAAGAUUCGGUGGCGGAAGCAUUGCAUGACCUGCCAGACUUCAACGUCACCAAUGGCAAGUUCCAUGCAGCCACUGAUGCCGAAUGCCAACGUUUCACCCACCACCUCAACCAUCGUCUAACAAACCCUGUUACGGCCCCCUUGAUCGAGGCGGCCGUGGACGCGCAACGGGAUCAUUUCAAUAUGAUUGACCUCCAUAUCGGUUAUAUCUAUGGUCAACCGCGAGAUCCAGCCCGCAGUGUACAGGUUUUCACACCGUCGGCGAUCCCUGGGGCGCGUCUCCCACAUGCGGCAAUCCGUAAGCAUGAUGAUCAAACGUGCUCCACUCUUGACCUGAUCUCCCAUGAUAAAUUCACAUUGAUCAGGGCCACUCAAGAGAGCGUGGGAGUGCCUUCAUCGUUCGACAAAUUUGUCCAAACAGUGUCUCUUUCUCCUGAAUAUGUAUUUGAGGAUGGGGGAUUAUGGGAGGCUAGAGCGGGUUUGAGCGAGAAUCGGGCAUUGUUGGUCCGGCCAGAUCAGCAUCUUCUUGCUUAUGUCUCGUCGCCCCAGGAGAUCCUAUCUGCAAUAAAUGACUUCUGUCGCACAGAGACAUCGAUACAGUGA
Molecule: messenger RNA, 1743 nt
Organism: Rhinocladiella mackenziei CBS 650.93
Lineage: Eukaryota; Fungi; Ascomycota; Eurotiomycetes; Chaetothyriales; Herpotrichiellaceae
Exons: 1
Coding region: 1-1743 (580 amino acids)
Molecular function (GO): FAD binding
Source: RefSeq, a predicted model, not a curated record